CGAGCUCACGCGUCCCGCGCGGCCCGGCUGACGCGAGUUCCUGGGCGUGGUUUAUCCGCGUUCCUCAACUCUUUCCUCGGGCUGCGGGAGUGUGAGGCUGCCGCUUGUGGAUCGUGGACCGGAGGAAAGACAUGUAUCAGUUAUGCGCCACAGGAGCUAGAGAUCCACUCAGUAACGAGGCCGGUAAACUGUCAUGAUUCCCAUCACUGAGUUGCGAUACUUCGCUGAUACACAGCCGGCGUAUCGUAUCCUGAAACCAUGGUGGGACGUGUUCACAGACUACAUCUCCAUCGUCAUGCUGAUGAUCGCGGUGUUCGGUGGCACGCUGCAGGUCACGCAGGACAAAAUGAUUUGCCUGCCGUGCAAAUGGGUCGUCAACCAGACCUGCGAACAACUCAACGUCAGCGUGCCGCUCAACGCCGAGCCAAAGGGCAUCCAGUACGACCUCGACAGACACCAGUACAACUACGUGGACGCCGUGUGUUACGAGAACAAGCUGCACUGGUUCGCAAAGUACUUCCCGUAUCUGGUGCUGCUGCACACGCUGAUCUUUCUAGCGUGUAGUAACUUCUGGUUUAAGUUUCCGCGGACCAGUUCGAAGCUGGAGCAUUUCGUGUCGAUCCUGCUGAAGUGUUUCGACUCGCCGUGGACGACGCGGGCGCUUUCUGAGACGGUGGUGGAGGAGAGCGAUCCGAAGCCGGCGGGGAAGAUGAACGGCUCGAUGGAUAAGAAAACCUCCAGUGUCAGCGACCAGGAUGUGGAAGCAAGCGUUCCCAUGCUGCAGAGGACCAAGUCCCGCAUCGAGCAGGGCAUCGUGGACCGUUCGGAGACGGGCGUCUUGGAAAAGAAGGAAGGAGAGCAGGCCAAGGCGCUGUUUGAGAAGGUGCUGAAAUUGGAGCUGAUCCCUGAUGUUACGAUCCCGCCCAUAAUCGCACAGCUGUGUAACCUGAGGGAGAUGUGGCUUUACCACACACCGGCCAAAAUCGAGGCUCCUGCUCUGGCCUUCCUCCGCGAGAACCUCAAAUCACUACACAUAAAGUUCACAGACAUUAAGGAGAUCCCACUAUGGAUCUACAGCCUCAAGAACCUCAGCGAGCUUCAUCUGACCGGAAACCUCAGCGCAGAUAACAACCGAUUCAUCGUCAUCGACGGCCUGCGGGAGCUCAAGAGGCUCAAGGUCCUGCGGCUGAAGAGCAACCUCACUAAACUGCCUCAGGUGGUGACGGAUGUUGGCGUUCACUUGCAGAAGCUCUCCAUCAAUAACGAAGGCACCAAACUGAUGGUUCUGAACAGUCUGAAGAAGAUGGUGAACCUGACGGAGCUGGAGCUGCUGCGCUGUGAUCUAGAGCGGAUCCCGCACUCCAUAUUCAGCCUGCACAAUCUACAGGAGAUCGAUCUAAAGGACAACAACUUGAAGACCAUCGAGGAGAUCAUCAGCUUCCAGCAUCUCCACAGACUGGUGUGCCUCAAGCUCUGGUAUAACCAGAUCGCCUACAUCCCCAUCCAGAUUGGCACCCUCACCAACCUGGAGCGCCUCUACCUGAACAGGAACAAGAUCGAGAAGAUUCCUGCCCAGCUCUUCUUCUGCAGGAAGCUGCGUUACCUGGACCUCAGCCACAACAACCUGACCAGCAUCCCUGCAGACAUCGGCUUCCUGCAGAACCUGCAGUACUUUGCAGUGACAGCCAACAGAAUCGAGACGCUGCCACCCGAGUUGUUCCAGUGUAAGAAGCUGCGGACGCUGAAUCUGGGAAAUAACUGCCUUACGGUGCUGCCGUCACGUUUCGGAGAGUUAACCGGCCUCAUGCAGCUGGAGCUCCGCGGGAACCGGCUGGAGGGAUUACCGGUGGAGCUCUCUGAAUGUCGCCUUCUCAAGCGCUCCGGGCUGAUCGUAGAAGAGGAUCUCUUCAACACCCUGCCGCCGGAGGUCAAGGAGCAGCUGUGGAGAACCGAUAAAGAACAAGCCUGAGCGAGACAGAGGAACUCUUAAAGGCACAGUUCACCCAAAAAUGAACAUUUGCUGAAAAUGUACUCACCCUCAGGCCAU
Messenger RNA from Sinocyclocheilus grahami, 2047 nucleotides. Its product is annotated as volume-regulated anion channel subunit LRRC8A-like. Gene Ontology annotation, cellular component: cytoplasm. The transcript is spliced from 6 exons. Gene Ontology annotation, molecular function: protein binding. Lineage: Eukaryota; Metazoa; Chordata; Actinopteri; Cypriniformes; Cyprinidae. Bases 194 to 1969 code for a protein of 591 amino acids. The record is from RefSeq and is a predicted model, not a curated record.